AUGGAGGCUGAGUUCAUUGCUUGUUCAGCAUCAAUUCAAGAGGCUGUAUGGCUGAGAAGGUUCCUACAAAUCUUACAAGUCACAACGGAGGCAUAUUCUCCCAUGACUGUUCAUUGUGAUAGUCAAGCUUGUAUUGCUUAUAUGAAGGAUCCCAAGUAUUAUGGGAGGACAAAGCACAUCAAAAUCAAAGGAAAUUUUGUAAGAGACAUUGUGGCAAAGAAAGAAGUGGUCCUUAAGUACAUAUCUACUCAUAGAAUGGUUGUUGAUCCAUUUACCAAACCUAUUCCUAGAGAUGUGUUUCUUGCUCAUGUUGGAGCUUUAGGUUUGCGUAGAAUUUAA
Messenger RNA from Microthlaspi erraticum, 339 nucleotides. The record is from the annotation of a GenBank genome assembly. NCBI's taxonomy places the organism in Eukaryota, Viridiplantae, Streptophyta, Magnoliopsida, Brassicales, Brassicaceae.